AUUCCCCAUAUUAAAAUUUUUUAAUGAAUUUUAAUCCGUGUAAAUAUUGGACAACCCAAUAAUUUCCUAUUCCACUGUGAUGUAAGUUUUUUAGCCACCAACAAAAAUGAGUGCAGUUUUCCGUGCAAUUAGGAUGAAUCGUGGAAUUUUCCGGCUGGCUUGUUUGCCACGCCGGCACUAUUCCGUGGAUGCCAAGAAAUUCCCCAAGAUUACGACGCACUACACUGUCUAUCCACGGGAAAAGGAUGCCCGGUGGAAGGAUGUGGAUAUGGAGAGAUCCGUGGAUGAGGUGGAUGUUAUGAUUGUCGGUGGGGGGCCAUCAGGAAUGGCAGCGGCUAUUCGUGCAAUGCAGUUGGCAGCGGAGAAGGGCAAAGAAAUCCGGGUGUGUGUUGUGGAGAAGGCUUCCGAAAUUGGUGGACACAUCCUGUCGGGGGCUGUCAUUGAUCCUGUAUCGUUGAAUGAACUCCUGCCUGAGUGGAAGGACAUGGGAGCACCACUCAAUACGCCCGUGACGAAGGAUAAGUUUGCCUUCCUCACGAGUUCCGGGAGUAUACCCAUUCCCAUUUUCAAGGGAUGGCCACAGGACAAUCAUGGGAACUACAUUGUAAGGCUGGGUCACUUGGUGAAGUGGUUGGGUGAGCAGGCUGAGGGUAUGGGGGUGGAAAUCUAUCCUGGGUGUGCAGCAGCUGAGGUACUCUUCCAUGAAGAUGGGAGCGUCAAAGGAAUUGCCACGAAUGACGUUGGAAUCGGCAAGGAUGGUGCUCCCAAGGAUACAUUUGCACGUGGAAUGGAACUUCACGCGAAAUGCGUGAUCUUCGCCGAAGGUUGCCGUGGGCAUCUCACGAAGCAAUUGAUGAUGCGUUACGGUCUGAAUGCCCAAUCUGAACCCCAAUCCUAUGGGAUCGGGUUGAAGGAAAUGUGGGAGAUUGCACCGGAAAAGCACCAGCCGGGAUUGGUGCAACACACUGUUGGGUAUCCCCUAUCACCUGACACAUACGGUGGUAGCUUCCUCUAUCAUCUCAAUGAGCCUACGCCAACAAUCUCAGUGGGCUUUGUUGUGGGCCUCGACUAUGCCAAUCCCUACAUUAGUCCCUUUCAGGAGUUCCAGAAAUUCAAAACUCAUCCCGCAAUCCGUCCCAUUUUCGAGGGUGGCACGAGAAUUGCCUACGGCGCUCGAGCUCUCAAUGAAGGUGGCUUCCAGAGCAUCCCUCGGCUCACAUUCCCCGGAGGUUGUAUUGUGGGCUGUGGUGCUGGCUUCAUGAACGUCCCCAAGAUCAAGGGCACACACUAUGCCAUGAAGAGUGGUAUGCUUGCAGCUGAAAGCGUCAUUGAGGAGCUCUUUGCGGAGCAACCAAAGAGUCAAACGGCCGGAAUUGAACCAAAGGGAUACGAAGAUCGCGUAAAGAAUUCCUUCAUCUACAGCGAUCUCAAGAAAGUUCGUAACCUUCGACCGAGCUUCCAUGGAUCUCUCGGGCUCUACCGCGGAUUAGUCCUUUCGGGGAUUUCCAUCUUCAUGGGUGGCCGUGAGCCGUGGACUCUGUCGCACGGUGGAGCGGAUAAUACGAAAAUUCAACCAGCGGACAAGUGCAAACCCCCAGAGUACCCCAAACCCGAUGGCAAGGUCACCUUUGACCUUCUCUCCUCAGUGGCACUCACAGGAACCAACCACGAAGGUGAUCAACCACCACAUCUCACCCUAAAGGACGACACUGUCCCCGUGGGCAUGAAUUUGGCCACUUUCGGUGGCCCAGAGGCUCGUUUCUGCCCAGCUGGUGUCUACGAAUUCGUCCCCAAUGAGGAAGCCGGUGGGGACGCAAUGAGGCUGCAAAUCAAUGCACAGAAUUGCAUUCACUGCAAGACAUGCGAUAUCAAGGAUCCAACACAGAAUAUCAAUUGGGUUGUACCUGAAGGUGGUGGUGGCCCCUCAUACAAUGGCAUGUGAGCCCCCACAGAGGAAGCUCUCUCAAGUGCCAGAACGCAUUUAUAUACAACACACAUAUUUUUAUACAAGGGAAUUGUUUUGCAAAUUAUUGGCGUCUUUUGUAAAUAAUUAUUCUUCCUUUUUUUUUCACUGUAAAAUGUACCUUUUGGGACCGAAUGUAGUAAAAAGAAAAAAAAAUUGUACUGAUAGAAAAAUUUGUAAAUGGAAUCAAUAAAGUUUUUCACGUUUUUAUCAUUAAUUGA
This is a messenger RNA of Lutzomyia longipalpis, 2184 nucleotides long. RefSeq names its product electron transfer flavoprotein-ubiquinone oxidoreductase, mitochondrial (gene Etf-QO). The transcript is spliced from 3 exons. The coding region runs from base 107 to 1942 and encodes 611 amino acids. Gene Ontology annotation, biological process: electron transport chain. Gene Ontology annotation, molecular function: electron-transferring-flavoprotein dehydrogenase activity; iron-sulfur cluster binding. NCBI's taxonomy places the organism in Eukaryota, Metazoa, Arthropoda, Insecta, Diptera, Psychodidae. Gene Ontology annotation, cellular component: mitochondrial inner membrane. The record is from RefSeq and is a predicted model, not a curated record.